ACCCAAGGACACACCCCAACCCCCCGCUAGUCUCUCAAGGUUCGCCACCCCAUCUUUGGUCAUUGACCCCCCCUGCUCCUCACUACCACCACCCACCCCCUCGCUGCAGUCAAGUCAAUCUCACAUCACGCGGAUGAGCAGCGCACCGGAAUCGCCGCUGCUGCGCGGAUUUGACGGAAACGUCGUCCAACUGCCGCCCGACCAGCCGCUCGACGGCGACGAGUUCUCGGGAUGGCUGCUCAAGUGGACCAACUACAUGUCUGGCUGGCGUGAGCGCUGGUUUAUUCUCAAGGGCGGCGCGCUGUCGUACUACCGCUCCAAGGAGGAAGUGACAGAGACGUGUCGCGGCACGGUCAGUCUGGUGGGUGCUCAAAUCACGCCAGACGAUCGCCUAGGCAUUGACGUGGCAACCAGCACCCAGCACUUCCACUGCCGCGCUCACUCCGAGCCAGAGCGCGCACGGUGGAUUAUGGCCCUCGAGCUGGCCAAGGUCAAGGCCCAAUCUCGUGCCGCCGGCAAGCACCACCACGGCGCUGGUGCUGCUGGUGCGAGUGGUGGGCUCACGGCAAGUCCCCGUCGUUCCAGCAACGGCGCCCACGGCAGCAACAGCAGCAACAGCAGCAGCAGCAGCAGUUCACACGUCCCCGCACCGCCAGCCUUCUCGCUGUCGGGUGGCGCUGCUGGCGGUAAGCCCGCCACCAUUCUUGGAGCAGCAUCGUCGUCAUUGGCGAGCAGGCCGCGCAUCGUCGGCUUGGUUGGCCAGCAGAUUGACUACGAGUCGGACGAAGAGGACGAAGGCGCAGCCAGCACUUCCAUUGACGAGGCUGCCUUCCUGCAGAGCGUCAAGCAGGCCUUCAGCGAAGUCAAGCUGCGGAGCGAGCUGCUCUUCAAGCAGGCUAUCGGCUUGCAAAGGAGUUGCACCACUGUCGAGGCAUCGCUCGGUGCCGUGUCGGACGCGUCGAUCGAGGCGUCGCGCAAAUCCUCGUCCAACGCUUCCCUGCCGACCGCCUCGUCACCCACCUUGGCGACCGCUGCCAGUGCCGCCCGGCCACACACCCCAGAGCUGCUCCUCAACGGCGCGGUGGCGCCAGCCGACGCUGUUGCCCACAUUCGUCAGCUGCAGGAGGAUGCCGCCAUGUUCAAAAUCACCGCCGCGGCGAUGGUUGACGCCUGCUCGAGCUAUGUCCACAAUAUCGAGCAGCAUCACGGGGAGUGGACGAAAAUUCUGCUGGCAGAGCGCUCGCGUUUCACGUCGCUCGCCGAAACGGUCGAGACUUUGGCCAAGCAGCACAAUGUGCUCGAGCGACGUGCCACUCUUGUGGCAUCUGGCAAAACCUUCCACACCCACGUCGAAAUGGACGACGAAGAGGUCUUCUUCGACGCAGCCGACGAUGAAGACGAGUUCUUUGCUGCCGAGGAUGAGGAUGCACCUGCUACCACCACGACUGCCACUGCUGCCCCCGCCACCACAACCGCCACCCACACAACCGCCACCCACACCUCACCAGCAGCAGCGUCAACGCUCGCAUCCACCGCCGCCGCAAACUCACGUGCGCCCAGUACCGCUGCGCCCACUGCUGCAGUCGUGCCCACCGCACGUCGCCGCCGCGAGCGCAUUCCCUACCGACCGCAGACGUCGGCCAGCCUGUGGGGUGUCAUGAAAGACUGCAUCGGCAAGGACUUGUCCAAAAUCCCGAUGCCAGUCUUUUUCAACGAGCCCCUCUCCUUUUUGCAACGUUUGUGCGAAGAUCUCGAGUACGCAGACUUGCUCGACUCUGCUGCCAAGGCCACCUCCUCCACGGAGCGCAUGGCCUUUGUCGCCGCGUACACGAUGAGCUCGUACGCCAACACAACGACGCGCACGGGAAAGCCCUUCAACCCGCUUCUCGGCGAGACGUACGAGCUGGACAUGCGUGCCGAGAAGGGCUGGCGCGUCAUUACCGAGCAAGUAUCGCACCACCCGCCAAUCAGCGCCAUGCACACUGAAGGCCGCGGCUGGACGCUGUGGCAGGACUUUGGCAUGAUUUCAAAGUUCCGCGGCAAGUACCUGCAAAUUGUCCCUGUCGGCAUCACGCAUCUCACCUUUGAAAAUGGCGACCACUAUACAUGGCGCAAAGUCACGACCACUGUUCACAACAUUAUUGUUGGCAAGUUGUGGAUUGAUCAGCACGGCGAGAUGGAAAUUGUCAACCACACAACCAAGGAGCGCUGCUCGAUGAAGUACUACGCUUACAGCUACUUUUCAAGCGAGAAGCCGCGCAAGGUCACUGGCGAGGUCAUGGAUGAGACGGGCAAAUGCAAAAUCGAGCUCCUGGGCACAUGGGACGAGUCUCUCGAGUCGCGUCCGCCGGGCACCAACUUGCCUGGCAAGCAGUUGUGGAAGCGCGGCACGCUGCCGGUGGACUCGGCCAAGAUGUACGGCUACACAAAGUUUGCCUGCCUGCUCAACGAGCCAGAGCAGAAUGUCUGCCCGACCGACUCGCGGUUGCGGCCCGAUCAGCGCAAGAUGGAAAAUGGCAUGUUUGAAGAGGCAGACACGGAAAAGCUACGACUGGAAGAGAAGCAGCGCGCAGUGCGGAAACAGCGCGAGGCCUCCGGCGAGACUGUCCAGCCGCGCUGGUUUGCUCGGCGCUACCAGCCCUUGACCGAUGCGGACGAGUUUGUCUACAGCGGAGGCUACUGGGAGGCCAAGGAAGCCAAGAACUGGACGAACGUGCCGGACAUUUUUUAAAACAACAUCGCUCUUUUUUUUUUGGGGGGGGGGGUUUCCGUCUCUGGCUUUACACUUUUAUUUUGUUUUCGCGAAUUUCAUGUUUAGCGAUCUCUCUUGUGUAGUUUUCGCUCUGAGGGUUUUUUUUUUCUCUCUUUGUGCUGUCUGAUGUUGCUGUUGUU
Messenger RNA from Capsaspora owczarzaki ATCC 30864, 2892 nucleotides. RefSeq lists its product as hypothetical. The transcript is spliced from 2 exons. Gene Ontology annotation, cellular component: membrane; intracellular membrane-bounded organelle; cytosol. Gene Ontology annotation, molecular function: sterol binding. The record is from RefSeq and is a predicted model, not a curated record. Lineage: Eukaryota; Filasterea; Ministeriida; Capsasporidae. The coding region runs from base 134 to 2731 and encodes 865 amino acids.